CACCGGACUCAUCCUCCACCAGCUGUGCUCCAGUUCCGUUUUCAUCGGCUUUUACAGUUGGCGGAUAUAGCAUGGAUACGAUUUAAGACACACUACUGAGCCGUGAGCAGUUUCACUUGCUAAAAACAUCUUAUUCUCUUAAAGCUCGUCCCACAGAAGUCACAAUAAUGAUGGAGUAUUGGAGGCAAUGCGCGCUGUGGUUAAUAAACUGCAAGGUGCUUGCAGCUAACCACCGGGUUACAUGGGAGUCUGCUCAGGUAUUUGACUUGGCUCAGACUCUCCGGGAUGGAGUCCUCCUGUGCCAUCUGCUCAACAACCUGAGACCCCAGUCCAUCAACCUAAAGGAAAUCAACCUCCGACCGCAAAUGUCACAGUUCCUGUGCCUGAAGAACAUCAGGACUUUCCUGGCAGCAUGCAGUGACAUAUUCGGGAUGAAGAAAAGCGAGCUGUUCGAGGCCUUUGACCUUUUUGACGUCAGGGACUUUGGAAAGGUUAUGGACACACUAUCAAAACUUUCCCAAACAGCGAUUACACAACAAACUGGAAUCAGGCCUUUCCCAUCGGAGGAGAGUGUUCAAGAUGAGGAUAUCUACAACCACCUGGAGGACCUUAUAGAUGAGAACGGGGUGGAGGAUGAGGAGGAUUUGUACGACUGUGUGUAUGAGGAUGAAGAUGGAGGAGAGAUCUAUGAAGAUCUGAUGAAGACAGAGGCCAUCGCUCCCCCGGCGUUCCAGAAGCAAGCAGAGACUGACAUCAGGAGCUGCUGUUUGUCAGAGAUCAAGCAGACAGAGGAGAAGUACACUGAGACCCUGGAGUCUAUAGAGAAGCACUUUAUGACACCCCUCACAAUGUUCCUAUCCAUGGUCGAGAUGGAAAAGGUGUUUGUGAAUAUCCCGGACCUGGUUAAAGUUCACAAAGGUUUACUGGUGGAAAUCCAAGACUCAGUCCACCACAGAAGUGCCCAGAACCUCCACCAGAUCUUCAUCACUUUUAAAGAGAGGCUGUUGAUCUAUGGGAAAUACUGCAGCCACGUGGAAACAGCCAUCAUUUGUCUGGAUGACAUCUGCAAAGAAAGGGAGGACGUACGCAUGAAGCUAGAGGAGUGUUCAAAGAGAGCUAACUACGGCAAGUUCACACUGAGGGAUCUGCUUGUGGUUCCUAUGCAGCGAGUCUUAAAGUAUCACCUCCUCCUGCAGGAGCUGAUGAAACACACUCAUGAUUCCUCCGACAAGACCAAUCUGCGCACGGCAUUGGAUGCUAUGAAGGACUUGGCUCAGUACGUCAACGAAGUCAAGCGAGACAAUGAGACACUGCGAGAAAUAGAUCAGUAUCAGAAAUCCAUCGAAAACCUGAAUCAGACUUUGAGUAACUAUGGGAGACCCAAAGGUGACGGGGAGGUACGGGUGGCCUCGGUGGACAAACGAGCCAAACAGGACAGGCACAUCUUUCUGUUUGACGCGGCGGUGAUCGUUUGCAAGCGGCGAGGAGACAACUACGAGAUGAAAGAAGUGAUUGACCUGCACCUCUUCAAGAUCACCAACAACCCCACAUCGGAUAAGGAGAACCGCAAGUGGUCCUACGGCUUCUACCUCACUCACAACCAGGGCCAGAGCGGCUUUGAAUUCUUCUUCAAGACCAAAGAGCUGAAGAAGAAGUGGCUGGAGCAGUUUGGCAUGGCCAUAUCCAACAUUCGCCCAGAGAACGCCACAAACAACCUCCACGAGUUCAACAUGCACACCUUUGAAAGGAUCACCUCCUGCAACUCUUGCCACAUGCUGCUGAGGGGCAUCUUUAACCAGGGCUACCUGUGCUCCAAGUGCGGUUUAGGUGCCCAUAAAGAAUGCCUGGGCCGCUUUGGCAGCUGUGGAAAAACAGAUCCCGGCUCCGUCAGAACUCAGAGCAAAGAUAGAGAUCCAGGUUUGCCCAAGAUGCUGGUGAUCAGGAACUACUUUGGGGUGCCGAGCCCAACAUCUGGUCCGGCACUCAGCAUCCAGACGGGUGACAUCAUCGAAUUAAUCUGCGCCGACCUCCAUAGCCCAUGGUGGCAGGGCAAAAUCCUGGCGACGAAAGAGGUUGGCUUCUUUCCAAGCGACGCUGUGAAGCCUUGCCCAUGUGUCCCGAAGCCUGUCGAUUACUCGUCUCAAGCUUGGUUUGCAGGGCCCAUGGAGCGGCUUCAGGCAGGAACAGAACUCCUUCACAGGGUCAACAGCACCUACUUGGUCCGCCAUCGCAGCAGAGAAUUCACAGAGUACGCCAUCAGUAUAAAGUACAACAGCGACGUGAAGCACAUAAAGAUCCUGACCAAGGACUUCUGCUUCUAUAUUGCAGAGAACAAGAAGUUCAAGAGCAUAUUGGAGCUGAUAGAGUACUACAAACACCACUCGUUGAGAGAAGGUUUCAGGAGUCUGGACACGACUCUAAAGUUCCCUUACCGGGAACCGGAGACCGCUGCUAUGCACCAGCUCAACCGCUCCAGUGGCCAAAUGUUUGCGCCAAAGGUGAUCGGUGUGGCGAUCGCGCGGUACGACUUCAGCUCGCGGGACACGCGGGAGCUCUCGCUGCAGGAGGGAGACGUGGUGAAGAUCUACACCAAGUCGGGAGCCAACGGCUGGUGGAGGGGCGAGGCCAACGGCCGGGUGGGCUGGUUCCCCUCCACAUACGUAGAGGAGGGUGAGGAGUGAAAGGUCCACCACGGGAAGAAGAGAAAGAUAAAGGAAGAACGGCAGCAGUGCAGAAAGCAAACUCUGAACAGAACAGUGACAAAGAGUGAGCUUCUGCACCGCUGCUUGUUACUUUCGGAGUGAAGCGCUCUCCUCGAUGGAGUCCUGACGCCGGCAACACUCCCAGAAUCCUUUGGGAGAGAAAAGGGACGCGAAGAUGCCCCAUCAUUUCUGGUUGACUCUGUGUGGCUAAGUGACUCCACCAAAUAGCAGCUUGCCUGUCAGCGGGGCUCGA
Notothenia coriiceps (black rockcod) is the source of this 2955-nucleotide messenger RNA. It is a transcript of the gene vav3a, whose product is annotated as vav guanine nucleotide exchange factor 3. The transcript has 27 exons. Bases 168 to 2681 code for a protein of 837 amino acids. Gene Ontology annotation, molecular function: protein binding; guanyl-nucleotide exchange factor activity. Lineage: Eukaryota; Metazoa; Chordata; Actinopteri; Perciformes; Nototheniidae. Gene Ontology annotation, cellular component: cytoplasm; plasma membrane. The record is from RefSeq and is a predicted model, not a curated record. Gene Ontology annotation, biological process: cell migration; intracellular signal transduction; regulation of GTPase activity.